AUGAGUACCGCGCAAGAUUCAAGCCGCACCACAACAAGCGCAACCCCAACUUCCCUGCCCGAAGACAAUGGCAGUGUGGGGAAUAGAGGGAAUGCGCUUCCGAGGUACCGAUCGAGGCCCUGCUGCAGACGUGCCGAACAGUCCGUCCUUGUUACGGGGACGCUCGACGGAGUUCAGCACGAAGAGCUCGAGCAGUGGCUUCGUAGUAUGACGGCGUUGCCGUUCGAACACAUUAUAAAGAAACAAGGGCACGCCUACGUCGGGCCCGCUGGCGGCAUGGUGAGGUUUUCCGAGGCGACGUAUUUCAAAUCCGAUAGAAAAAUCGCUUACAUAGCAAACGAGCAUCGAAAGAGACAACGCGGCGACGCUGAUAACCAGCCGGCGAAUAGGGAAUCGCCGCCGUAUGCUCUUUAUGAAAACCGAGGCUCAUACACCGUGUGCGUCUGCGCGCCCGGCGUAUCCGAUAAAGACCAAGCCCGUCUUGAUGUUGGUGAAGACGGCCAAACCUUGACGAUAUCUGCCGAAUUCGAAAUUAACUGCGUCGGCAGCAAGAUAGUUGACCACCUCCCAUCGACGCUCAAUCUUGAAGUCCCCCUUCCAGGCAAGAUAAGCAAAGAACGUCCUGUGAAG
Paraglomus brasilianum is the source of this 630-nucleotide messenger RNA. The record is from the annotation of a GenBank genome assembly. Lineage: Eukaryota; Fungi; Glomeromycota; Glomeromycetes; Paraglomerales; Paraglomeraceae.